AAAUUAGGGCGCGAAGAGGCUUUACUUUAUAAUUAUAAUUCACAUUACACAGUGAAUGAAGGGAAUAGCUUUUGCAUAGAUGGCUUAUUCACCGAGUCGAAGAAGGACUCAUGCUCCCAAAUCGUGGAAAAGCCUGAACGACGACGUCUCGUGCGAGGAAUGUGGGUCGGGAGAUUUUCCUGCGAAGUUGCUUCUCUGCGACAAAUGCGACAAAGGGUUCCACCUCUUCUGCCUCAGACCCAUUCUUCCCUCUGUCCCCAAAGGGUCUUGGUUCUGUUCCUAUUGCUCCCACAAGCCCAAGUCUUUUCCUCUCGUCCAGACCAAAAUCAUUGACUUCUUCCGAAUUCGACGCUCCUCGGAUGCUCCUCAGAUAUCCAAUCAUGAAUCGCGGAAGAAGCGAAAACGUGGUGGUAGCUUAGUGGUGUCGAAGAAGAAGAGGAAGCUGCUUCCUUUCACACCGAGUGAGGAUUCCAAACGGAGAUUGGAACAGAUGGCAUCGCUGGCAACGGCGCUCACUGCAACUAAAACGGAAUUCAGCAACGAUCUUACUUAUAUGCCUGGAAUGGCUCCGAGGUCUGCUAAUUCUCCUGCUCUCGAGCAUGGUGGAAUGCAGGUCUUGUCGAAAGAAGACACGGAGACCUUAAACUUAUGCAGAAGUAUGAUGGAAAAAGGAGCAUGGCCACCCCUCAUGGUUGUUUAUGAUCCUCUAGAAGGGUUUACUGUAGAAGCAGAUAGAUUCAUAAAAGAUUUGACAAUAAUAACAGAAUACGUUGGAGAUGUAGACUUUUUAAAGAAUAGGGAAAAUGAUGAUGGAGAUAGCAUAAUGACACUUCUUUCAGCUUCUGAUCCUUCACGAACGCUUGUUAUCUGUCCAGAUAAACGUAGCAACAUAGCACGUUUCAUUAACGGCAUCAAUAAUCACACGCCAGAAGGGAAAAAGAAGCAGAACUUAAAAUGCGUGAGGUUUGACGUGGGAGGUGAAUGUCGGGUUCUUUUAAUCGCUAAUAGAGAUAUUACGAAGGGGGAAAGGUUGUACUAUGAUUACAAUGGAUACGAACACGAAUAUCCAACCCAACAUUUUGUCUAAAUGUUUCCACUUUCCAUUGAAUAUAAACAAAUAACCUUCCCAGGGAAUUGUGAAUUUUUCCUCUGCAUAGUUGAUCCCACAUGUUACAUGUCAUUCUGGUGUCGCACAUGUAUCAUGUUGGAUGGAUACUUUGCUUAUGUCCUCGAUUUAAUCGUUCUUUUUUAAUUCUUUUUGGAUUAUAUUAAUUGUGAAUUU
Molecule: messenger RNA, 1282 nt
Organism: Abrus precatorius (Indian licorice)
Lineage: Eukaryota; Viridiplantae; Streptophyta; Magnoliopsida; Fabales; Fabaceae
Product: histone-lysine N-methyltransferase ATXR6-like
Exons: 6
Coding region: 80-1087 (335 amino acids)
Molecular function (GO): protein binding
Source: RefSeq, a predicted model, not a curated record